This is a messenger RNA of Cottoperca gobio, 3379 nucleotides long. RefSeq names its product ankyrin repeat domain-containing protein 13C. NCBI's taxonomy places the organism in Eukaryota, Metazoa, Chordata, Actinopteri, Perciformes, Bovichtidae. The transcript is spliced from 13 exons. The record is from RefSeq and is a predicted model, not a curated record. Gene Ontology annotation, biological process: protein retention in ER lumen. Gene Ontology annotation, cellular component: cytoplasm. Gene Ontology annotation, molecular function: signaling receptor binding. Bases 563 to 2128 code for a protein of 521 amino acids.
GUCCCGUGAAGAUGACAUCGACUGCAUGAAGCCACGUUCAAACUGUCCGUUUGAACGUGGAAAUCUCGCGAGAUUCUACUCUCGCAUCAAGCUAGCAGACAUGUUAGCUCGGAUGGUUUAUUGUACCAUCCAGUCCUCCUGAAUUUUGCCGCAAAGCAAACGGAAUUCGAUACCAUUUUAAAACGUAAAUCCAAGGAGCGGUAGAGACAAUGAUGUAGUCGUUUGCUAUUCGUUUACAUUAUUAUCUGUAUGUUGAUUUAGUGCGUGUGUGUUCUGUUAUGUUUAGCAUUAUUCUCUGUUUUCAUCGCCGCACCCACCAUAUUUAUUUUUAUAUUGUGGGCUAGCUAGCGACCGUUUGUUGGGAGCUAACGCUAAUACAGGCGGUGGAGCAGCAGGUGUAAUGCUAUUUGAAUAACAGAGCGCAACCAGCUAGCUAUUAAAAAAGUGGCUUUAAUUGCUAAGAAGCUUAUUUGAAAUCGUAUUUGACACAGACUUACGCCACAUCUUCCUUAGAGUAUAUCCCAAUUACGUUCAUUUGUUAGCCAGUUAACGCACGGUAGUCAUGACAGGUGAGAAGAUACGCACAAUGCGAAAGGACCACAACAAAUCAAACAAAAAUGAGGAGGUAUUGGACACGUGCGAUGAGACCUCUAACGGGACUAUCCCUAACGGUACUAGUAACCAUUUAAAAUCCAACAAGGCUUUUCAGAAAUCAGUCAAAACCUCGGUUCUGCAACAGCAGCUCAAUGCAAACAACAUUAACGGCAAUCCAUUAUCUAUUGGCACCAUUGUCAAUGAUAACAACAAGAACACGAUAAUCCUGACAAGUGAAGACUUGGACUUCCCCGUUCACGAGUGCGUGUUCAAGGGAGAUGUGCGCCGGCUCUCCUCUCUCAUCAGGACCCAGAGCAUCUUGCAGAAAGAUGUACAUGGGAAUACACCUCUUCACCUGGCUGUGAUGAUGGGCCACAAAGAGUGUGCCCUCCUACUACUGGCCCAUAAUGCUCCUGUAAAGAUAAAGAACGCACAGGGAUGGAGCCCUCUAGCAGAAGCCAUCAGCUAUGGCGACAGGCAAAUGAUCACAGCAAUACUGCGGAAGUUAAAGCAGCAAUCCAGGGAGAGCGUGGAGGAUAAGAGGCCAAAAUUACUGAAAGCUCUGAAGGAGCUUGGGGACUUUUAUCUGGAGCUGCAUUGGGACUUUCAGAGCUGGGUGCCUUUGCUGUCCCGGAUGUUGCCAUCGGAUGCUUGUAAAAUCUACAAGCAGGGACUUAACAUCAGACUUGACACCACUCUCAUAGACUUCACUGAUAUGAAGUGUCAGCGAGGAGAUCUUAGCUUCAUUUUCAACGGCGAGGCGGAACCCUCCCAGUCUUUUGUGGUUCUGGACAAUGAAGCAAAAGUGUACCAAAGAAUACACCACGAGGAGUCAGAGAUGGAGACUGAAGAAGAGGUGGAUAUUCUGAUGAGCAGUGACGUCUACUCUGCAACUCUGUCCACCAAGUCCAUCACUUUCUCUCGCAGUCAGAUUGGCUGGCUGUUCAGAGAGGAUAAAACCGAGAUGGUUGGAAACUUCCUGGCUGACUUCUACACGGUGAACGGUUUGGUGCUAGAGUCGCGGAAACGGCGAGAGCACCUAAGUGAGGAGGACAUCUUGAGGAACAAAGCCAUCAUGGAGAGCUUGAGUAAAGGAGGCAGCAUCAGUGAACACAAUUUUGAGCCUGUGAGACGGCAGUCUCUCACAGCUCCCGCGGCCAACACUAUUUCUUGGGAAGAGUACAUCGCUGCAGAUCAAGGAAAGCCACCUCAUCUUGGGAGAGAGCUUGCGUGUAAGGAAAGUAAGAAGAACUUCAAAGCUAAUGUAGCCAUGAGCCAGGAUUUCCCUCUAGGCAUCGAGUCGUUAUUAAACGUGUUGGAGGUCAUAGCCCCGUUCAAGCACUUCAACAAACUCCGGGAGUUCGUUCAGAUGAAACUUCCGCCUGGGUUUCCAGUUAAACUCGACAUCCCCGUCUUCCCCACGAUCACAGCAACUGUCACCUUUCAGGAAUUCCGCUACGACGAAUUUGAAGAGUCUACUUUCUUCAUCCCGACUGAAUACAAAGAAGAUCCCAGUCGCUUCCCCGACCUCUGACCUGUAAACACAUCUGACAAACAGGAAAUGACUAGCAAGCUAAUGUGUUUGAGAGGUGGAAAACAAAAAAUGAGGGAAUCCUGUAUUGUUUUAUUCCUAUAUAUAGUAUCUGUUUAAAAAAAAAAAAAAGGGAACUGCUCUUAUUGAUCAGUUAUUGAUCAUUUCUGCUGAUUGAUCGCAAGUGAAUCGAUGCAUACAGAUGUAACAGAGCGCCAUCUAACAAAUAGAUGCAUAUCGGCAGUUGUUUUUUGUGUGAAAUGAGUGAAAGCUUUCAUUGUACUCGCUGUUCACCACCUGAGCAAGUUACAUGCGCUGCUCUGUGCUGCUAUUCUUUUCAUGUGAACGCUGUCGGAAGACACAGCCUGGACUCUUCACCGUCACUAUUUUAAUAUCUACUCUUAAAUUCUCAUCUCCAAGACUGAAUUCUCAUUCUUGAAACUGCACUGACACCGUUAUCUGUAAAUAAGUCACGUUUCAUCUGCAAACUCACAAGAUCACAAAUAUAGCUAUAUCCUCAAACUGAGCUUAAUAUUCAUUUAUAAAUGAUGUACUAUACAUAUGUAUAAACUCAAAAGGUGUUAACACUGUGUAGCAAUACAUUUCAAGUACGUAAGAAUGUUUUUAACCAGGUGGGAGAAGGUUUAGCAUAAAAACACAUUCGUAACAGUUCGAUAUCAAAAGCCUUUUCCCCUGGGCAGGACGCAAUCUCCUGUGUUUUCAGGUUAGCUCAUGUUACCUCUUGGCUGUCGGUUUGUCGUGAUAGUAUGAACUCUGUGCUCGGUGUGAGUGGAUACUUGUACUGUACCAAGGGUUGUUGUAUGUGCGUUUGUGUGUGGAAGAUGGGAUAUCAGGUAAACUGUUAGUUUAAUACUGCACUGAUAUUAAGUAUAUUUAAGGCAUGCUACGGCUGUGUUGGCCUACUAGAUCACAUGCAUCUUUAAGCUAUAUUCUCGGAGCGUUUGUUAUAUAUCUGCAGAUUUAUUGGUACCAAGAUUAAGGAAAAACUGAACAUUGUAACACUAACAGCUUUUUAGUGUUUACAAAUUAUCUCCUUGAUGGUAGUCUGCGCAUAUGUUUCUCUUCUUUUUAAUCCAAGGAGAGGAAACUAAACUGUGAAGUUGAUAUUGCUGGAUAUCCCAAAACUGUCCGGAUGGGAAAUAAUCUGAUCCAUUGAGUUGUCUCUGGCUUCAGCUAACAUGUACCACAACCAUACCUACUUCACUUCCCUUUAAAUAAAGCACCAGCAUCAUG